AUGGGUUCCGCGGAGUCAAAAGAGGGAAUACCGGUAGGAGACGUUGCGUCAACCGUGCCUACAGAAGCGCAAAACAAACAGGGCAAUUGGGACAUCGAAUUUUCGAUCUAUUCGAAUAGAAUAGAGAGAGUUAACGUCAAAUUCAAGCGCAUUGUUGAGUACUAUCGCAAAGAAUUUCAAUUCUAUCAAAAACAUGGGGAUUUAUUGUAUCAAAUGUAUCAGCAAGUUUUGCAAAACCUGAAGCGAAACGAUCUAGAAUGGAAGGCCCAUUUUUCAGCUUCCCUAGACAUUCCUGAGGCAACACUGACACUCAAUUUUCAGCUUGAUGUGCGAAGAAAUGGGGAUUUCUGGCGAAUCGAGGGCUGUAACCUGGUCAGACUCAUCUACGAGAUCCCACUUUUUCUCCUCAACACCCAAGUUCUCUCAUUAUGGUUCUCCACCAAAGCUUCUGUAGUCUACACAUCUCCAUUUCCAAAUCCGUCUGAAGAACACAAAAAGCAUGUGAUCUCCUUAUGGAGUUCAGAGCCAUUCUCUAGAAAUGAAGCAGCACCAAAGCCAGUACACAAAUCUUCACCACAAAUCGAUCACGGAACGCAAACCGAAGAGAAUCUCGAAAUAGUCAAUGAUUUUGGUGAUAAAACGGAUUAUUUCCCUGGAAACUCGACGAUCGACGAAAUCUUACUAUGCAGUGUUUGUCAGAAACAAUUCUCAUCAGAUCGAUAUCCAGUUACACUUAUUCCAUGCGGGCAUUCAAUCUUCAAUUGUUCGGUUUGUGGACAAAGAAUCAAAAGCGGAGUGUUUUCGAAGACUUUAUUAGGUUUUGUUAAACUUUUCGAAGCACAGCCUGUUCAGUUAAUCAAUGAAGAAACAAAUAAUGAGGAAGAGAUCGCUGAAAAUGAAGUUCUAUCAAUGGAAAACGAGGAAAUUGUUAAGCCUCUAAAGGAGAAAAAGUUCGAUAAGGCAAAACUUUGCAUCACUGGACUACCGAAAGAUUUCACGGUGAACGAUGUUGUGAAUGGGCUUUUCGAGAGGUCUAAUGGGAUUGCACAUUGUGACGGACGCCCAGUCGUUUCCCUUCGAGUCACUGAUGACGACAAAUGGUUCUGUAUUGCUUACUUUAAUAGUAAAAAAAGUGCUGGAAAGGCUAAACUUAAAUGCGACUUUCAUUUGAGAGAGAAAUCACUUGCUGAUGCAACUGUGGACUUUUUAGAGAUCACUGAAGAGAAUGAGGAUUUGAUUUGUGAUCCUGUUAAAAUGGACGAGGAAUCGGCUUUAAACUGGGAGCCGAUGAUCAAGAAUUCAACGGUGAAAGAUGAAGCGCCAAAUGCUGCAGUUGAUGUUUCAGUGUUGAAUAAGAUUGAAUUUCAUAUAAAGCCAACGAAAGAUCUAAAUAAGAGGAAACUUUUCAUCAGCGGUUUACCAAGAGAAUAUCGAGAGUACCAUUCUCGGAAUGAGCUUUUCAGCGACGUCGAAUUGGUGACACAAAAUGACAAACUCCAAAUCUUUUUGAUGGACACAGGAGUGGCUCAGAAUUGUGUGGUUGAGCUGAAAAAUGAGAUCGAUGCAAAAAAGAUGAUCACGAGAUGGAACGCGCAAAUUAUGGAAAAUGGAAUGCGGCUGCUCGUCGAAUAUUAUGGAAAAGAUUAUCGGGAUUUUCGGAAAAAUUAUGCCUUGAUAGCAAGAGCGCCAAUCCAGCCGGUGGAGUUGCCCAAGGCACAGAAUGGAAUUCUUAAAACGGAAACGGGAUCGUCAGCAACUACAAGUUCUAAAAGCGAAGCGUCUCAAUCAAGCGCUUCAACCUCAAAAGCAUCAACAACUUGGACAAAUCUUGCGAUUUGUCCUGAAAAUAUGACAACAAGUGCUCUAUUCAUUAGUGGUUUGCCAAAGGGUUCAGCUGAGAAGAAGAUUUUGGAAACUUAUCUGAAUGGUGGAAAAGAUAUCAUGAAAGAAGGCGGAAGGUACAAGAUGAUCACAAAACGUGCAGGAGAUGGUGUCAAUUGUAUUGUGUAUUUUCAAAAGGAAGACGCUGCCAGACAGACAAUCACGAAAUGGAGCAACAAAGCGAUAUGCGGAAAUUCUCGACUACUUGUUGAAUAUUUUGGGAUCUCAAAGAGGGAUUUUGGGAUAAACUAUGGUGAUUUCGCUUUGCCUACAUUUAUGCAACACCCUGCACUUGCGAUGAUUGGGACAUGGGCAAACGGAGAGCGGGAAGAAUGGUUGGUUGUUCUUUUGGACACCACCGUUGAUGACCGCAUCCCAGAUCCGAAAGGAGAAUGGGAUAUCCGACUGCCUCUC
Mesorhabditis belari is the source of this 2295-nucleotide messenger RNA. Lineage: Eukaryota; Metazoa; Nematoda; Chromadorea; Rhabditida; Rhabditidae. The record is from the annotation of a GenBank genome assembly.